Molecule: messenger RNA, 1135 nt
Organism: Dendrobium catenatum
Lineage: Eukaryota; Viridiplantae; Streptophyta; Magnoliopsida; Asparagales; Orchidaceae
Product: ran guanine nucleotide release factor
Exons: 8
Coding region: 187-795 (202 amino acids)
Biological process (GO): protein import into nucleus
Cellular component (GO): nucleus
Molecular function (GO): small GTPase binding; guanyl-nucleotide exchange factor activity
Source: RefSeq, a predicted model, not a curated record
UUUUGCAAUUUGCAAUUUUCAAAUAAAGUGGUUAGAUUCCGCCUUUCUGAGCUUCGGGAGACUUCAAUAUCUUUCAACUCAUAAUUCAUAAGCGCCAAUCCCAUUUUCUUUUAGCUCUUCUAAAAAACCUCUCCUCUUCAGCUGAAAUUGUAGCAAUUGACGAUCAUUUGAGGCAGAAGGUGUAGGAUGCCGGCUGAUGAAAGUAUCCCGAGGCCUCUGUUUGGGGGUGCUGUAUCCACCUCGUUUCCUAUGAGAUUCCAGGAUGUGAGCAACAUACAAGUAGUUCCGAAUCACCAGGAAGUUUUUGUUGAUCCAAGCCGGGAUGAGAGUAUUAUUAUCGAGCUGUUGGAUUUUAAGCAUGAUGUUGAAGAUAAUGGCAGUGCUGUGUGGUUUCUACGCGAUCUUGCUAGCGAACAAGAUGCAGAACAAAGCACGCUAUUUGAGCAAUCUGGUACUAUUGAAGCAGUUGGCUUGCGCUACAGAGAUGUACCAUCAGUUGUCACAACAGCAGUUGGUCAGAUGGCUGUUUCUAAGGGAAGACAAGGAAGGGAGGCUCAAAAUAUAGUGAGGGUAUAUCUUGCAAAUUUGCGCCUUAAGGGGGUUGCAACUGAUGUGCUGAUCACUGCCUAUGAGCCUGUUUUCAUUAACCCAUUGAGUGCAAGUGCAAGGGCCGUGGGAGCUGGUCCAGCUGUUCCUGCAACAGAUUCAGGAUGCCUUCCAAUGGCAGAAGUCUUUAAAAAUGCUGUCACAAGCUUCACCGUCCAUGACUGGAAUCUUUUUGGUGUAGUUUCCUAAGAUAAAUUGAACUAUUAUGUACAUUUUUUCAGUUUUGGCAGCCUUCAGAACUCUUUUCUUCUUGAAACUUGCUGAAGAAGGCAUGUUACUAUUGUUGAAGGACUCUUUUCUUCUUGAAACUUGCUGAAGAAGGCAUGUUACUGUUGUGAAUCCGCGAAGGUGUUGGUUGGGAGCUUUGGCUACCAACCAAAAGUUUCCGGACCAGGGUCUUGCGAAUGUGUUGUGUGCGUGAAUAUGUCUUAAUUAGUCUGAAUGUUGAAAGAUUUUGUAACAAAAUACCUAAACAUAAGCACCUGUAAGCUUUAAAUUGAGUUGCAAGGGUUCUUUCACCUAUUGUGCA